Entelurus aequoreus (snake pipefish) is the source of this 9711-nucleotide messenger RNA. Its product is annotated as membrane-associated phosphatidylinositol transfer protein 2-like. The record is from RefSeq and is a predicted model, not a curated record. Gene Ontology annotation, molecular function: phosphatidylinositol transfer activity; phosphatidylinositol binding; phosphatidylcholine intramembrane carrier activity. Bases 823 to 5160 code for a protein of 1445 amino acids. NCBI's taxonomy places the organism in Eukaryota, Metazoa, Chordata, Actinopteri, Syngnathiformes, Syngnathidae. Gene Ontology annotation, cellular component: cytoplasm. The transcript has 26 exons. Gene Ontology annotation, biological process: phospholipid transport.
CUAACUUGACACUGUGACGUUCUUGUAAGGACUGUAAAGUCUCGCAUUGCUUCAGACUUACGGAGUGACAACUUAACGAUGGCGGACCCACUUCGGCGUCUCCUCCUCCUCCUCCUCCUCCUCCCUACGUCUUCAUGUGUCGCCCGCCCUUCGUCCUCCGCACUUCGGCGGCGCUUCACCUGAGCACCGGAGACGGGGUGGUGUUUCCCGGAUGAGCCUGGCCGCCAACUCCCGCCAACCGCUGCUAGCGCAUUCAAGGGCAUUUUUUUUUGGUUGGUGUUUUAAGCUAACUUUAGCCCGUUGGGCUGUGGUCGCUUCCGCCCGUACUGAAGAUGGGGCGCCUGUGAGAGUGUGAGCGACAUGUACACACACACUGGAUGGUGAGGACGACGGCGGCGAUGAUGUUUGUGGACGCGUCAUUUGUUGGCGUUGAAUCCGGGCUGAGGGUCCAAACACUCGGCGUCGUCAAGGAAAUCGCUUGCUGACUUCUAUUUCACUAGAGGUGCGCUCGUUUCACUCAUGGCCUUCUUUGUGGACCUCGCCGGGUGGGCGGUGGCUCCUGCUUGACCCCUGAGAGCCCUCCUCGUCCCCGCCCAGACAAAGUGGACGAACUUUGACUUUUUGUUUUUAUCCCACAAAGGCUGGCAGUGGGACGUGCAUCGCAGGACCCAUCAAUGUGGACCUCAGCGACUGAUUUGACGAGUCGCUUCUAGGAGCCUCCGGACUUUUCUCCUGUCCUUCCCUUUCCCUUCCCUCCUCCCCUAACCCACCCUUCCCUUCAUCCUUUUCCUUUAUCAGUCCUUUUCCACCCCCCCCAUCAUCAUGCUUAUCAAGGAGUACCGCAUCCCCAUGCCCAUGAGUGUGGAGGAGUACCGCAUUGCCCAGCUCUACAUGAUCCAGAAAAAGAGCAGAGAAGAGAGCUCUGGCGAAGGCAGCGGCGUGGAAAUCUUAAAGAACAAACCGUACACGGACGGACCGGGUGGAAGCGGCCAGUACACCCACAAGGUUUACCACAUUGGCAUGCACAUUCCGAGCUGGUUCCGCUCCAUCUUGCCCAAAGCGGCGCUGAGGGUUGAAGAGGAGUCGUGGAACGCCUACCCUUACACCCGCACCCGGUACACCUGUCCCUUUGUGGAAAAGUUCUCCAUCGACAUUGAGACGUACUACCUGGCCGACACGGGCACCCAAGCAGAUGUUUUCAACAUGUCUGCUGCAGACAAGAGGCAGAGGACGAUUGACCCCAUCGACAUAGUGAUCGAAUCCAUCCCACCACAUGAGUAUGAAGCCGAAGAGGACCCACGGCUCUACAAGUCCGCCAAGACUCAGAGGGGUCCUCUUAAGGAUGACUGGAUAGAAGACUACAACAACAAUCCAGGAAAGACCCCCAUCAUGUGUGCCUACAAGCUGUGCAAGGUGGAGUUCCGCUAUUGGGGCAUGCAGUCCAAGAUUGAACGCUUUAUCCAUGACGUUGGCUUAAGAAAGAUAAUGGUGCGUGCCCACCGGCAGGCCUGGUGUUGGCAGGACGAGUGGUAUGGCCUGACCAUGGAGGACAUCAGGCAACUGGAGCUGGAGACCCAGCGCACCCUGGCUGAGAAGAUGGCUCAGUUUGGCCAGGUGGAGGAGGCCACCGAGGCCAAUGGAGGAAAGGCGUCGCCGGUCCAAAAACAGGAGGCGCAGGAUACCAACAGCUGCAUGGAGGCGGAGGAGGUGGUCGUCAGCAAUGUGACAGACACGCUGCAGCCCCGAGGAGUGCUCACCAAGCAAUGGUCCACCUCGUCCAGAUCCUCCCGCUCCUCCAAAAGAGGAGUGAGCCCAUCACGCCACAGCCUCUCCGAGUGGCGGAUGCAGAGCAUAGCACGAGACUCGGACGACGGCUCCGAAGAGGAGUUCUUCGAUGCUCACGAGGACUUCUCAGAUGGCGAGGAGGUGUUACCCAAACCCAUAACCAAGUGGAGCUCCAAUGACCUCAUGGACAAGAUCGAGACCUCAGACGUGGAAGAAACUCCCGGUGAGAUGACAGUGGACUACGACUCAGCGACCAGCAGACAAGGGCUAGACGAGGAGAGCUCGUCCCAGCAGUGCCUGCAGCCCUCCAAGAUCCACGUGCUCAUCUUGGUUCUCCACGGAGGCAACAUCCUCGACACGGGCGGCGGGGAGCAGAGCGGCAAGCAGGCCGACGUCAACACCAUCAGCUCGGCUUUCGAGACAGUCAUGCGUGUUCACUACCCUGCCGCCAUGGGACGCCUCGCCAUCCGCCUGGUCCCGUGCCCCGCCAUUUGCGCCGAGGCCUUCUCCCUGGUGUCCAACCUGAACCCAUACAGCUACGACGAAGGCUGUCUGUCCAGCAGCCAAGAUCACAUCCCGCUGGCUGCGUUGCCCCUCUUGGCCACCUCGGCGCCACAAUACCAGGAGGCCGUGGCCACCGUCAUCGUCAGAGCCAACCAGGUGUUUGCCGACUUCAUCAAGUCUCUGGAUGGGGCUACUUUCUCUGGCCAGGUCUGCCUCAUCGGGGACUGUGUAGGAGGAAUAUUAGGGUUCGAUGCUCUGUGCAGCAGCAACCAGACUGUCAAUGAAAGCCAGAACAGCAGCCGGAGGGGCAGUCUUGUCAGUGUGCAGGACCAGGACCUUCUCUCUCCAGGCACCAUCAUCAAUUGCGGGCAGGGUUCCGCCUCACCGACCCUGGAGGGCAGCCGGCACCUGAGUCGCAGCAACAUCGACAUCCCUCGUACGAUGCCGAGUGAGGACAACAAGAGACAACUGCCACGCAAGAGAAGCGACUCUUCUACCUACGAGCUGGACACCAUAAAGCAACAUCAGGCCUUCCUGUCCAGCUUGCACUCGAGCGUCCUGCGGGGAGAUGUGACCCCGCGCAGGUCCAGCAGCAGCACCAUGCUGGACGGGGCCAUGCUGGGGAAGUUUGAAUUUGAAGUGUCUGACUUUUUUCUCUUCGGCUCUCCACUGGGCUUGGUGCUGGCUCUAAGGAAGACUGUCAUCCCCAUGCUGGACGUGGCCCAGCUGCGUCCCGCCUGUCAGCAGGUCUACAACCUAUUCCACCCCGCCGAUCCUUCCGCCUCCCGCCUGGAGCCUCUUCUGGAGAGGAAGUUCCACCUGUUGCCUCCCUUCAACGUGCCCAAAUACCAACGCUUUCCCCUGGGGGAUGGAAAUUCGGCUCUGCUGGUGGAGACAGUCCAGAGCAACGCUCAGCUGCUACUUGAUAGCGGGCCUCCUCUGUCGCUUCGCUGUCAGGAGACCAUCAGUGAGACGUGCAUCCCUGUGCCGGUGCUAAACUGGCAGGAGGGCGGCCUCAAAGUCACACCCACCACUCUGGAGUCGGAUGUUGUUCAGUCUCAUGGUGGUGUCUUCAUGGAAAGUUCGUACCCCUCAUCCCCUGUAACGGUCCCCUUCUCACGGGGCCUGCGGCGAGCCAGUGAGGUCAGCAUUGCCAGCCAGGUGUCAGGAAUGGCAGACAGUUACACUGCCAGCAACAUAGCCAACACCAAAACACACAUUUUUAAUCGAACCAAAAGCUCCGGCCUUUUGUCCCAACUGGCCCUGUCGUCUCAAAACAAAAUAUUCCUGAAAAGCCCCCCCAAGUCCCGUAAGAAACAAAAGGCCAAGCAGGCCUGGCAAGAAUCGUCCGAGGUGGAUCUGCCGGCCGAGCGAGACUGGACCGAGACCGAUACAUGUGGCAGUCUAAGUCCCUCCGGCUACUCCUGCUUGUCACCCGGCCUGGACACUGCGAUAUGUGAUCUGAUAUCGCUGGACUCCCAGGCGGAGGUGGAUCAAGUUGCAGCACGUUGGUGGGGCACCAAGCGGAUGGACUUUGCCCUCUACUGCCCAGACGCUCUGACCGCCUUCCCCACCGUGGCGUUGCCUCACCUCUUCCACGCGUCCUACUGGGAGUCCACCGACGUGGUGUCCUUUCUCUUGAGACAGGUCAUGAGACACGACAACUCCAGCAUUCUGGAACUUGAUGGGAAAGAAGUGUCUGAGUUUACGCCCUCCAAACCUCGGGAGAAGUGGCUCCGCAAGAGGACUCAUGUAAAGAUUAGGAACGUGACGGCCAACCACCGUGUGAACGACGCCGUGUUCACAGAAGACAGCCCGCAGGUGGUGACCGGCCGCUUCAUGUACGGCCCACUGGACAUGGUCACCCUGACCGGAGAGAAGGUUGACCUGUACAUCAUGACUCAGCCGCCGUCGGGAGAAUGGGUGUGCUUCAACACGGAGCUGACCAACAGCAGCGGCCGCGUGACUUUUAACCUUCCCGAGGACAAACGUCUGGGCGUGGGCGUCUACCCCGUCAAAAUGGUCGUCAGGGGCGACCAUACGUGUGCAGACAGCUACUUGACGGUGAUCCCUCGCGGCACAGAGUUUGUGGUGUUCAGCAUCGACGGCUCGUUUGCCGCCAGCGUCUCCAUCAUGGGCAGCGACCCCAAAGUGCGGGCGGGGGCUGUUGACGUCGUCAGGCACUGGCAGGAUUUGGGCUACCUGAUCAUCUACGUGACGGGCAGACCCGACAUGCAGAAGCAACGAGUCGUGGCUUGGUUGUCGCAGCACAACUUCCCUCACGGCAUCGUGUCCUUCUGCGACGGCCUGGUCCACGACCCGCUCAGACACAAAGCCAACUUCCUUAAGUCCUUGACAGAGGUUCACAUGAAGAUAUUUGCUGGUUACGGCUCAACCAAAGACAUCUCCGUCUACACGGCCAUCGGUCUGCCUGCAUCACACAUCUACAUCGUUGGAAGACCCUCCAAAAAGAUGCAACACCAGUGUCAGUUCAUCACGGAAGGUUACGCGUCCCACCUGUCCCAGCUGGAGUACAACCAGCGCUCGCGGCCGGCCAAGCCCAGCAGCACCCGCAUGGUCCUGCGCAAGGGCAGCUUCGGCGUGGGCGCCAACAGCGACUUCCUCAGGAAGCGCAACCUGCUGCGCACCAUCUCCUCCCAGCCGGCGCCCAGCUCGCCCACGGCGGGGAGCGUCCACGUCCACGUCCGCCCCGAGCGCACGCAGAGCCAGUCGGACAGCGAGCGCCUGGAGCGCGAGCGCCUGGAGCGCGCCCACGGCCAGGCGGCCACGCAGCGCAGCAUGAGCAUCACGGCCAGCUGCUGGGGGCGCAGCAGCACCAAGAUGGAGUCCGGGAUACUCAGCCCCAAAUGAGGCGGGGAGCCACGCCGCUGACGACGGAACAGGUGCUCUUUUCACUCAAUCAGAUACGCCGCACAGAUGUUUCCUCGGACCAAACCGCCGUGUAAUCCCGCGCUCCCCUUCUGAGCUUCGACAGCUGCAAGCACAACUUUUUAAUGCUGGAUGGGUAAAAACUUUUUUCCACGCAAAAACAAUUGAACCGCAGCCCCCACAGGAGAACCAUGUGACUCCUCCCAAGUCAAUGUGCCAAAGUACUCGAGCACGGAGCGGAAUAUCUGUGCGGGGACGCCACAUGACAACAUGUACAGUAUGUUUGUACAUUAUAAAGAUUUAGAGUAUAAAUUAUGAAUAACGGUGCAGAACUACUGUCUACCGGUCCACUCCAGACCCACGGUAAGUGUCUUCUUUCUAUUCAGGACGACACCUCCUCCUUAUUUAAGGACUUUGUUUCAAUGUGGAGGAAAAAUAUGAUUUUAUUCAAUGACUUUGGGAUUCAUUUUUAUUCCUAUUACAGUACUGACCCGAAUAUAAGACCGCCCUAUUCUCUUUUAAGGAAAUCCACAAUAACUGGUCCAGACCCAGUUUUUUUCAAUACUAUAUAGUAGGGGUGUAACGGUACGUGUAUUUGUAUUGAACCGCUUCGGUGCGGGGGUUCGGUUCGGAGGUGUACACUGCAAAAAGUCAGCGUUUAAAAACAAGAAAAAAAAAAUACAAAAAUGCGGGGUAUUUUAUUUGAACUAAGCUAAAUUAUCUGCGAAUAGAACAAGAAAAUUUGGCUUGUCAAGACUUUCCAAAACAAGUAAAAUUAGCUAACCUAAAUGAACCCCAAAAAUGCCUUAAAAUAAGUAUAUUCUCACUAAUAACAAUCGCACUUUUCUUGGUAGAAAAAAAAAGAGAUCUUUUUGCUCAAUAUGUUGAAAAAUAUUCUUAAAUUAAGUAAAUGCUAGUGCCAUUAUCUUGACAUAAUAUUAUUAUCAUGAUAUUAUGGGGCAUCAUGAUUUUUUUUUUCAUGCUUGAAAUAAGAAAUUACUACUUUAAAAAAGUAGUUUUAUACUUGUGAGUGUUGAUGACACAGCUUUGCAACAGUUGAUAUUCUACUUUCAAGCAUGUUUUACUCAAUAUAGGUCAUCAAAUCUCAGCAACAAGCUGUAAUAUCUUACUGAGAUCAUUUAGGACCAUCCAUCCAUCCAUUUUCUACCGCUUCUCCCCUUCGGGGUCGCAGGGGGCGCUGGAGCCUAUCUCAGCUACAAUCGGGCGGAAGGCGGGGUACACCCUGGACAAGUUGCCACCUCAUCGCAGGGCCAACACAGAUAGACAGACAACAUUCACACUCACAUUCACACACUAGGGACCAAACCACUCUAACAUAAAAUCUGCUUAGUGAGAAGAAUUAUCUUAGACAGAAAAUAAGCAAAUAUCACCCUUAUUUGAGAUAUUUCAUCUUACUUAGAUUUCAGUUUUUGCAGUGUACCGAACGAGUUUCCACACGGACAUAUUAAGUAGCGUAACGCACGUUGUGUAAACAAUGCACACCGAGGCACAACACACGGCAUGCUAGCAGCUAACGGGCUACGAUAGACUGACCAUACGUCGUCUUUUCACCGGACAUGUCCUCUUUUGCGGAGCUGUCAGGGCGGAGUUUCUUAAAUGCCUCAAAUGUCCGGCAUUUUGAGUUAGGGUUGCGUGUAUUUUCAAUGUACGUUCAGGGUUAAGAAGGGGUUAAAAACAAAACAAAUAGUGCGUGCAGCAGCAUUGGUGAGGGAGGGGCAGAGACAGAGAGAGAGAGAGAGUUAUGAUAAACGCGCAUGCAUCGCCAGGCUCUGCUUUUUAUCCAUAGAUUUAUCAGAUUUGAUUUUUUAUUAUCUAUAGCAGGGGUGUCUAAAGUGUGCCCCGGAGGCCAUUUGCGGCCCACAGCUAAUGUUUUAAAGGCCCACGGCACAUUCUAAAAGUACUAUUAAAAUAAACAAAAACAUAACAAAAGUGAAAUAAAAAAGCUUAAAGGUUAAAUGUAAUUUUGAAAAAGUUGCAAUGUUGACUAAUAAAACAAAGCUGUUUUUUUCUUCUUUCAAACUGUCAUUGCUCAAAACAUAAUAUCGAAUCAAAAUCAAUGUUAUUAUGAAUUAUUGACCUAUCCAAGGUUCUGAUUACUUCACAUCAAAUAUUCCACUAAGAAAAAUAUUUUUGGUGGAAGAUUUUGCAAAUUUGGUAAAUAAAUACCGUAUUUUUCGGAGUAUAAGUCGCACCGGCCGAAAAUGCAUAAUAAAGAAGGAACUAAACAUAUAAGUCGCACUGGAGUAUAAGUCGCAUUUUUUGGGGAAAUGUAUUUGAUAAAAGCCAACACCAAGAAUAGACAUUUGAAAGGCAAUUUAAAAUAAAUAAAGAAUAGUGAACAACAGGCUGAAUAAGUGUACGUUAUAUGAGGCAUAAAUAACCAACUGAGAAUGUGCCUGGUAUGUUAACGUAACAUAUUAUGGUAAGAGUCAUUCAAAUAACUAUAACAUAUAGAACAUGCUAUACGUUUACCCAACAAUCUGUCACUCCUGAUCGCUAAAUCCGAUGAAAUCUUAUACGUCUAGUCCAGGGGUCGGCAACCCAAAAUGUUGAAAGAGCCAUAUUGGACCAAAAAUACAAAAACAAAAAUACAAAAAAUUAAAAGCCAUAUUACAUACAGAUAGUGUGUCAUGAGAUAUAAAUUGAAUUAAGAUGACUUAAAGGAAGCUAAAUUACCUCAAAUAUAGCAUAAUGAUGCAAUAUGUACAUAUAGAUAGCCUAAAUAGCAUGUUAGCAUCGAUUAGCUUGCAGUCAUGCAGUGACCAAAUAUGUCUGAUUAGCACAACAAACAAGUCAAUAACAUCAACAAAACUCACCUUUGUGCAUUUAUGCACAACUUUAAAAGUUUGGUGGACAAAAUGAGACAGAAAAAGAAGUGGCAUAAAACACGUCUUAGAAAGUCGGAGAAAGUUAUAUACAUGUAAACAAACUAAGGUGAGUUCAAGGACCGCCAAAAUUAGUAGGACAAAACGGCGCUCGCCAAAUACUCGAAUCAGUGAAGCAUGUUUAAUAUAAACAGUGUGAUUUAUAACAAUUAGGGAGGUUUGUGUCAUGUUUGUCCUCCUACAGUAACCAUAUUAAAACAAAAAAUAUAUUUUUUUCCCCUCAUCUUUUUCCAUUUUUCAUACAUUUUUGAAAAAGCUCCAGAGAGCCACUAGGGCGGCGCUAAAGAGCCGCAUGCGGCUCUAGAGCCGCGGGUUGCCGACCCCUGGUCUAGUCUCUUACGUGAAUGAGCUAAAUAAUAUUAUUUGAUAUUUUACGGUAAUGUGUUAAUAAUUUCACACAUAAGUCGCUCCUGAGUAUAAGUCGCACCCCCGGCCAAACUGUGAAAAAAACUGCGACUUGAAAAAUACGGUAAUAUUGAAUCAAAAUCAAUGUUAUUAUGAAUUAUUGACCUAUCCAAGGUUCCGAUUACUUCACAUCAAAUAUUCCACUAAGAAAAAUAUUUUUGGUGGAAGAUUUUGCAAAUUUGGUAAAUAAAUAACCAAAAAAUGUAUAUUUUGUUGUUUUCUUACUGCACCGAAAAUGAACCGUGACCUCUAAACCGAGGUACGUACCGAACCGAAAUGUUUGUGUACCGUUACACCCCUAGUAAAUAUAUAUUUUAGUGUUCACAUGUUGUCCAUGCGGUAAAAAACAUGAUUUGGUGACACAGCUCAAUUUUCAAUAACAAAAAUGUCCGUUUAGUUAAAUACCGUUUUUAUGUUCUUUUAUAUCUGCUUCUGAAAUAUACUUUGCACGUAUAAACCUAUUCCAACACAUCUUUUUCCGACUGUUUUUUGGGGGGGAAAUACUGUCUUAUAUUCAGGUCAAUUGUAGUUUUUCUGCUUAUUUUUUAUUUUUGAGGGGGGAGGCCUGGUGCAGUUUUGUCAUUGUUUUCUUGCCAAUCACCACACUUGUGUUCUAUUUAUUAUCAUUAUUACUAUAGUAUAUAUUGUCAUUUUAAGCUAUUUUGGAAUUCUGGGAAGGGGCUUCUCUCUCUCUCUCUCUCUCUCUGCUUUAUCCUCCAGUGUUGAAUGUGCUCCUUUAUGUCUCUUUUGAAAAGACCUAAAGUUGUAAAUGUGGUGUAUAAAUAUGUCCGAACACAGCGAUGAGACUUGAUGAUGAUGAUUUUAAUAACAACGAGGCACGUCCCGAAGUGACUGCAAUGGACCAACAACACGGGCGCAAAUGUAAAAGGGAAAAUGUGCAAUAUUUCCAAUGAUUUAUUGAUGGCCACCAGGUCCAACACGCUGCAUCCCAGUGCUAUGACAAUCACUCCAAUCAGGAAUGUCACCACUCCAAGCUUGCACAGCAAAUUUCACUUACGACUGUACAGUUUGGUCAAAUGUACUGGGACACGACGACACCUUCCCUUACAGUCUUUUUACAGUGCUUGACGCUCGUUAUGGACAGAAGCAUCGGGAAACUCGACGCCGACUACAAACCCCGUUUCCAUACGAGUUGGGAAAUUGUGUUAGAUGUAAAUAUAAACGAAAUACAAUGAUUUGCAAAUUAUUUUCAACCCAUAUU